Drosophila busckii is the source of this 1127-nucleotide messenger RNA. RefSeq lists its product as uncharacterized. The transcript has 2 exons. The record is from RefSeq and is a predicted model, not a curated record. NCBI's taxonomy places the organism in Eukaryota, Metazoa, Arthropoda, Insecta, Diptera, Drosophilidae. The coding region runs from base 83 to 391 and encodes 102 amino acids.
UCAGGCACAUAUUCGGUCUCUGUUUGGGCUUUCAUGUGUGGAGAGAGGCUCUGCAGUCAGUUUGCGGCAGCUCAGCGAUCAAAUGAAUUCGCAUUUACGCUCUCUUAAUUCGAUGGCAACCACGCAGGAGAUUUUGGAUGGCUUGUUAAUUCACUUGGUCACCUCGAAGCUGGAUCAAAAUGCGCAGGAGAAAUGGGAGGAAGGAUUGCAAUCGAGCAAGCUGCUGAAGUGGACGGAUAUGGCAGCCUUCAUGGAAAAAAGAUGCCGUAUGCUGGAAAAUUUGGAAUAUGCCAUGGUAACCCAAGCACCGGGCAAGCAGGAUUGCUCAAAUUCAGGAUCGCACCAAGGAUAUGAAAUGGCACCACGUACCAACCGAUGUCAAUCCGGCUGACAUAUUGUCAAGAGGAUGCACACCACUCGAGCUACUGGAAUCAAAAUUAUGGCGUGAAGGGUCGCCAUUCUUGAAAUUGGACCCCUUCUCCUGGCCUGCUCUUGUGCCUUCGUUGACAGACUUGCCUGAACGUCGCCGAAGCGUCUUCAUUCUGUCUGAGAAUCCAGACAUCUCCUACGCCUGUAAGUUCCAAAACUCAUUUGGCAGGCUGCAGAGAGUUUUUGGAUACAUACACCGCUUCUCACGCUUAAAAAGCCGCAACCAGGAACGUCGCAGAGGACCCCUCACGGUGGACGACAUCAUAGACGGCACGCAUCUGCUUCUCAGGUCGAUCCAGGAAACCUGGUUUUCGGACGAACUCCGGGCGCUGAGAGCAAAGAAGGAGGUCAAAUCCAAAAGCAAGCUGUUCUCGCUGCACCCUAUCCUGGACGGUUCAGGCCUGAUUCGCGUUGGAGGUCGUCUUCAAAACUCGAUCCUGGACUACGACGCGAGACAUCCAUUGCUGCUGCCAAAGGACCAUCCAGUCACUCGCGCAAUCAUUGCGCAUUUUCAUGCCAAGUUCCUGCACGCUGGACCUCAAAGCCUGUUAGCUGCCCUGCGACAAAGGUUUUGGCCAAUUGGAGGCCGAAAAACGGUUGCAGCCACAGUCAACAAAUGCAUUAGAUGUUUUCGCCUGAAGCCUACGAUUCUCGAGACCAUUAUGGCUCCGCUGCCAGCAAGUCGAGUGCAACCAUGU